Messenger RNA from Phlebotomus papatasi, 2483 nucleotides. RefSeq names its product inositol polyphosphate 5-phosphatase E (gene INPP5E). Gene Ontology annotation, biological process: phosphatidylinositol dephosphorylation. NCBI's taxonomy places the organism in Eukaryota, Metazoa, Arthropoda, Insecta, Diptera, Psychodidae. The transcript is spliced from 4 exons. Gene Ontology annotation, molecular function: phosphatase activity. The coding region runs from base 270 to 2138 and encodes 622 amino acids. The record is from RefSeq and is a predicted model, not a curated record.
UGACAGAAUGUGCAUUUGUGUUAGUGCGGUGUUGGAAGGGAGGAGUGCUGUUUUUGUUUUCAGCAUUUCUCACCUUUUUUUCUAGUGAGAAAAUGUAAUCAAAUGUUAAUAAUUCGUAAGUGUCCUAUUAAUUUAUUGAUUACACUAUGUGAUAAGGGUGUUAGCAACAAUAUCACAAGGGCCUCAAGUGCUUCGUCAAGUGAUAGAGGAGUUGGAUGUCACCCUCCAAUUUAUGAGAUUUUAUUGAAUUAAAAUACCAAUCUGUGAUUAUGGAGAAAACAGCUAAUGGACAAUCUAGUCGGGGAAAUAGAAAGACUUUUCUGGGUAUUAUUCCCCGGAAGUCCACAAGGGUUGAACCCCAAAAUGAUCCAGUGGCUGGAGAAGAUGUUCAGGAAGUGCCCGUUGAAAAUGUCGAAGUUGUACAGCCUAAUGGGGGUGUUCAGAGACGCAGUAUUGCCAAGACAUCCAAAGUCAUGACAAAUCGUUUUAGUGAUCACAUUUCCGGAGGAAUUUGCUGCACAAAUGUUGAUUCACGUGCCCUAACACCUCCUGAGAAUGUCAGAAAACUCUCCCGGAGUACUCCCAAUAGUCCCACUAUUGGUGUUCUCUCUGAGGACAAUGCCAGAAAUCGUUGUGCUAAGAAGCCACUUGAAAUGAGCUGUUCCCUGGAUGAUGGUUCAUCCUCUUCCAGACAAUUCACGCAGACUUUUACACCUCCUGAACGGCAAAACAUUGCAGUAUCUGCUUGCAGGUCACGCCUAAGGAAGAAACUCUUUCCUCCUGGAACGAAUUUGGACGAGAUGAAUCUCUCAGCACCAAAUAUUUCUGACAAAGAUACCAGUGAACAUAGGAACAGUCGUUCAUUCUCUUACGACACUCUCCUGGGCAGUAGUGGCGGAAAUAUUGUCAAUCAGAGGCCAACUAGUGCAGAUUCCUUAGCCAGGAAUACCUUAAUGGCUGCUCAAGUGCUCAAUCUCAUCCCAACUGAAAAGGCCAGGGAGAGGAGUUAUCUUCAAGGCAAGCUGUCCUACAAUUCCCUCCUAGGUGGCCAGGAACUCGAAAAGGUGCUGCCAAAUCGGGAAGUGAAGAUUUUUGUGGGAACCUGGAACAUGAAUGGACAGAAUCCGCCCAAGGAAAUGAAUGACUUCGUUUUGCCCCUGGGAAUGGACAAUGUUCCAGAUGUUGUGGGCAUUGGGACACAGGAGUCCUGCUCAGAGCGAUAUGAGUGGGAAGUAACACUCCAAGAGACUCUAGGUCCAUCUCAUAUCCUUCUGCACUCCGCAUCCUUGGGCACCUUGCACCUGGCCAUCUUCAUUCGUCGUGAUCUCAUCUGGUUCUGCUCUCUGCCCGAAGAUGACAGUCUAAGUGUCCGUCCGGGUACGGCGUUUCGCACUAAGGGCGCCGUUGCCAUCUCCUUCUGUCUCUUCGGAACAUCUAUGCUCUUCGUUACUUCCCACUUGACCGCCCAUCAGGCGAAAGUGAAGGAGCGUGUUCAGGAUAUCAAACGUAUCAUACAUGCUCUGGACUUGCCGCGAAACUAUGUCAUCCGGCACAAGAGUAAAGACGUCACUCAUAAUUUUGAUAGUGUUUACUGGUGCGGAGACCUCAAUUUUCGACUUGGAGAGCCACGCGAGAAGCUACUGGAGUGGAUUGAAAACACCCAAUUCCCACUGCCUGAUCACCUGCCACAUGGGUACCUCCACACGGACCAGCUGACUACGGUCCUAUCCGAUGGAGCGGCAUUUAAGGGGUUCAAAGAGGCCAAAAUUACCUUUCCACCAACAUACAAGUAUGAUCCUGGAACCCAGCAAUUUGAUACAUCCAGCAAGCAGCGAGCUCCAGCGUAUACGGAUAGAAUCCUCUUUAAGUAUCGCUCCACACCGUUGGGAUUGAGACGCGGUAGUGCUCUGAUUCCUAUGCAGAGUCCCGUAGAGUGCUUAGCGUAUGACUCAGUACCGAGCAUUGUCACAUCAGACCACAAGCCCGUCUGGGCUCUCUUUAGGAAUGCCAUUCGACCGGGACUGGAUUCAAUGCCCCUUGCGGCUGGAUUAUUCAAUCGCGACGUGUAUAUUGAGGGCAUGAAGAGGCGACUCAACAGUAAAAAUCAAAGCUCAUCCGUUGUUUGCAGUAUUCAGUGAUUAUACGACCAAAGAUUCCAAAAAGGCGAUUCGCAGGAAAUGUUUUUCAUCCAAUUAUAAUCCUCCAGCCAUAAUAAUUUCCACUAUGAUCUGGCUCUGAUAGUUCUCUGAUCAAUGAUCUCGAUGACCUGUGUAUAGAAAUCUCUAAUCAAAAUUAGGUAAAGAUGCUAGUGCUCUUAUUUUUGGAACCAAAGACGAUGAUCAAAUACUCUAGUCAACCCCUCUUGUAUUAUUAUAAGGACUAUUUAUGACAGUUUGACUCAAUAUUUGAAUGUUCAUAUCAGACAUGUAAAAGGGAUGCUAAUAAAAAAAAGUACAUCAAAUCGGGUGUAAUCGGUACAAAAA